Bactrocera latifrons is the source of this 3166-nucleotide messenger RNA. RefSeq names its product protein Tob1 (gene Tob). Gene Ontology annotation, cellular component: cytoplasm; nucleus. The transcript has 5 exons. Gene Ontology annotation, molecular function: transcription corepressor activity. Lineage: Eukaryota; Metazoa; Arthropoda; Insecta; Diptera; Tephritidae. The record is from RefSeq and is a predicted model, not a curated record. The coding region runs from base 1232 to 2839 and encodes 535 amino acids. Gene Ontology annotation, biological process: regulation of gene expression.
UCGUCAACAGCGCAUAUAAAUUUUAAUAAAAACGCGAGUUUCAAGUGCAUAGAGUUCCGGUGGGAUUGUCGUUGUCGUUAAUCAGCAAGCAGCCAGCCCUUCGAGCGGACGCGGUUACGUAUACGCCUCGGUGUCUGCAAUUGUAUUUGGGAAAAAGUUUGCAACUUACAUAAUAACAAAGCGCGGCUCAAACGCGUGUGUUUGUGCGCGACGUGUCACUAUACGCUUGUGUAGUCAGGACAAUUCUCCAAAAGAACUUUAAACGAAGAAAGUAAAGUAAAAAAAACACUACUCAGCUACACAAACAACGACAAAGCUCCUGGAAUAUUUCGAUGAGUUACACCGCAAUAGCAAGAACAAGAAAAAAAUAAACCAAAAUUUGCAGAAACCAACAUAAAUUAGUAACAACAACAACAAAAGUUAUACAACAACAAAAAUACAAGAUAGACAAAGAAUUCUCAACCAGUUAAUAAGUGAACUAAAGAAAGCAAGCUUAAUAUUUAAUACAACAAAAACAACAUUACAACCAACAAAAAUAAUAAGAAUGCGCUUAAAACUUUAAAGCCCACAGACGGCAACCACAAACAUAAAUAAAGACACACUUACAAACAAACAGACAGACAGACGGCCGCAGACAAAAGUCAAGUCAUUUCGGAAUACGAACAUACAAAUUUAUAAGAAAUUGCCAAAACAAAAGCAAAUAGCAACAGCAACCAUUAAAUAGUUUGAAAAACGUGCAGCCGCAAAACGCGAGCGAUUAAAUUUGCAUUAACAGCACGCAGCAAUAACAACAACAGCAGCCGCAACCACAAGCAUAAAAAAUAAGCAAAUAGUCUCAGCUUACGAACAAAGGGCAGAGGCAAAGGAGCAGCCAAAUAAUUGAAAUAAACCUGCAAGCCACAGCAACAACAACGGCAGCACGUUCGUUAUAAUUAAAUUAUCACGACGCGACAGUAUUCGACAACAAAGGCAACAACAAAUCAAUAUAUUAACAUUACUAUAAAAACGGCAACAACAGCAAUAACAAACAGCGCAAUUCCAAAACGGUGACAGCGCCAUCUACUUGCCUACAGACAAGCAUACAUACCAAUAACCAAAUUAACAAAUAUAAUAAAGUAAAGUGCGUCUGCAGCGGCGGCGAUUACGAUUGAUACAUACUUACAUAGAAUAAAUCAAAAGCAGUCGCGGCAGCAAUAACAACAGCAAUAAGCAGUACAGCAACAGCAACAAAAUGCAUAUAGAAAUUCAGGUGGCGUUAAAUUUCGUGAUUUCGUAUCUUUACAACAAACUGCCAAGGCGACGUGUGAACAUUUUCGGCGAGGAGCUGGAGAAGGCGUUGAAGGAUAAGUUCCAAGGCCACUGGUAUCCGGAGAAACCCUUCAAGGGUUCGGCAUUCCGUUGCUUGAAAACUGGCGAUCCGAUCGAUUCGGUUUUGGAGCGUGCUGCGCGCGAGAGCGGUGUACCUAUUGCUGAUAUUUUAGAGAAUUUGCCUGCCGAGCUGUCAGUUUGGGUGGAUCCCGGCGAGGUCUCCUACCGCAUUGGCGAAAAGGGUGCUGUGAAGAUACUCUACUCGGAAAACAGUGACAAUCAUGAAGACAACACAUCGGCCGAUCGUGAGGUCAAUAAAACCUUCAAUCCCGAAGCGCAAUGUUUUCGUCCCAUCGAUGCGGUCAAUACAAGCAUGAACAAUUUGAGUUUGAGUCCAAAGACUUCACCACAUGCUGGCUCAUCGCCACAUUCGGCAUCCUCCAAUUCGCCCACCUACAAAGGUAGUCCCAAUCCGGCUGCAGCCGCAAACGGUUCUUUCAUGCAGCGCACACAGGCGCCACUAACAUUCACAACAGCCACCUUUGCUCAGACCAAAUUCGGUAGUACCAAAUUGAAAACCAGUUCCAAGCGUACCAAUAGCAGCAGUUCAUACCGCAUGUCGCCCACUGAGUUCUCCAACUACAUUAAACAACGUGCCAUGCAACAACAACAACAGCAACUACAUCAUGGCGGACAUGGUAAUCCGAACCUGGCGCAACCACCGAAUCACUUCGGUCCCAUCGGACCCGUCUCGCCAGCACGUUCGCUCUCACCGAAUCCGCUCUCACUGGGCUUGGGACAGAAUGGCGCCACAGUCGAUCCCUUCUACUUCCCCAACAUGGCCUCCAUGGGCAUGUAUCCACAAUUCAACGGACAUCGAAAUGUUUUCGACACGCAUUUCCAUGCCGCCGAGAAUAACGCGCUCUACGGCGGCGGCGCUGCCAAUCCGGCCAACGGUGUUCACGGCAAAUUUAACAACUAUCUGGAUCCGCAUGGCUUCUACGGCUUGGGCGGUAAUCAGCAUUUGCAGCAAGCUGCUGCGGUGGCGGCUGCUCAUCAGCAGCAACAACAACAGCAAUCGCAAAUGGCACCACCACCCGGCGUUGUGGGCGCACCGUUGUCGGCACAACAGCAACAACAACAACAGCAACAUGUCAAUGGCAACAGCAAACUUGUGGUUGAGAAGAAUGGCGCGGACAACAACAGCAGCAAUAACGGCAAUAACAACAGCAAUAACGGCAUAACUGUGACCGUUUCGAAUGGCAGCAGCGCUGCCGACAACACAAACACCAUCGUCACCAACAACGCAGUCAACAGUACUGCCCAGCAAACAACCACACCAACAGCUGUCAGCCCGUCGCCAUUGGCUGCCGCAGCCGCUGCUGCCGUCGCCGCCAGCGCUGCCGCCGCCGCCGCGGCCAAUAGCAGCCAACAACAACAAGACUCAAACAACUCGAAACUGAUCGAUGGUCUCAACUCGUUCUAUUCCAAUGCAGCCGGUCCCUACCAGCAACUGUUGGUGGCCAAUUAAGGUGUUUGUAAUAUACAUAUUUUUUACAUGGUUCUUUUUCACAUUUUUUUACCGUUGGUUAGUAGCAGCGUGCGCGUGGCGUCGCUGCAGUAGGCAUGCACAGAAUUAUUUUUUUAAAAACUUAUUUUUUUAGUAAAAAGUAAACAGAAAAAACCACUGCAUGAGCAAAAACAAAAAACAAAAAUUAUUAUAAAUAUAUGUAUGUAUAUUGUAUGUUGUACAAAAACAACAUAGCUAAUAUGCAAAACAAAAAAAAAAUAUGGAGAGGGAGCUGUAGCAAGAAGACAGUGCAAAGCGUCAACUUUUUUAAAGAAAAAUUAUAACAAA